GUUAGCAAGUCGGGAGAGAGGAGAGAGGGUGUGUGUGUGUGACAAUUUGGGAUUUGGGACCUCUGGCCCCAAAGAAAGAUAUAUCCAUAUAAUAUAACAACUCGAGAAUUUCUCUCUGAUGAGCCGAUCACCAUGGAUGCAUUCCUCUGAUAAUAAAUUCCCCUUCUAAGCUCAUCGUCUUCUGGGCUCUGCACAAACUAUUCGAAAGCUUCCAACUUUCCUAUCCUCUCCGCGUUGCUCAUCCUCAGCUGGGUCUGGAACUCGCCGCCUUCACUCACUACUUGUGGUGAGAAUGUCAACUCCUGCGAGGAAGAGAUUGAUGAGAGAUUUUAAAAGAUUGCAGCAAGACCCUCCUGCGGGCAUCAGUGGUGCUCCCCAGGACAAUAAUAUUAUGCUUUGGAAUGCAGUUAUAUUUGGGCCAGAUGACACCCCGUGGGAUGGAGGCACGUUUAAAUUGACACUUCAGUUCUCAGAAGAUUAUCCCAAUAAACCUCCCAUAGUACGCUUUGUUUCUCGCAUGUUCCAUCCAAACAUUUACGCGGAUGGGAGCAUAUGUUUGGAUAUUUUACAGAACCAGUGGAGCCCAAUUUAUGAUGUGGCUGCAAUACUUACUUCAAUCCAGUCGUUGCUAUGUGACCCAAACCCAAACUCUCCAGCAAAUUCAGAGGCGGCUCGGAUGUUUAGUGAAAACAAGCGUGAUUACAACAGAAAAGUGCGUGAGAUUGUUGAGCAGAGUUGGACUGCUGAUUGAAUGAUCCCGACUCCAAGGCUUGUAUGGCAUUUAAAUGGUUGUCAGAGGAUCUGAAAGAUCUGACUGAAUAACAGAGACUUAAAAAAAGAAUUAUUGUGUUUUGUAAACCCUGGUUUCUGAUCACUCUGUGUUUGCUCAAAACUUAUCAUGAAUUGUUGUUCCAUUCAUAAUCUCAAUAUCUAGGCACUGUGUUUCCUUA
Prosopis cineraria is the source of this 950-nucleotide messenger RNA. Its product is annotated as ubiquitin-conjugating enzyme E2 2-like. The transcript is spliced from 6 exons. Bases 293 to 751 code for a protein of 152 amino acids. NCBI's taxonomy places the organism in Eukaryota, Viridiplantae, Streptophyta, Magnoliopsida, Fabales, Fabaceae. The record is from RefSeq and is a predicted model, not a curated record.